CAGUAGCCGCCGGGAUGACGGAGCGGGCCCCUUUCGACACGGAUGUGCUGACCCUGACCCGCUUCAUGAUGGAGGAGGGUCGGAAGGCCAAGGGGACGGGCAAGCUCACCCAGCUCCUCAACUCCCUGUGCGCUGCCGUCAAGGCCAUCUCCUCCGCCGUCCAGAAGGCCGGCAUCGCCCACCUUACCACCCAACCAACCAACAGUACGGGCGACCAGGUGAAGAAGUUGGACGUCCUCUCCAGCGACCUGGUGCUCAAUAUGCUCAAGUCGUCCUUCGCCACCUGCGUCCUCGUGUCCGAGGAGGACAAGCACGCCAUCAUCGUCGAGCCGGACAAGAGGAGCAAGUAUGUGGUCUGCUUCAAUCCGCUGGACGGGUCUUCCAACAUCGACUGCCUGGUUUCCAUCGGCACCAUAUUCGCCGUCUACCGUCGGGCGUCGUCCGGAGAGCCCUCGGAGAAGGACGCCCUGCAGCCCGGCCGCAACCUCGUGGCGGCCGGCUACACGCUCUACGGCAGUGCCACCAUGAUGGUCUUGGCCAUGGACUGUGGCGUCAACUGCUUCAUGCUCGACCGGUGAGGAGGACGCACGAUCUUGGUCGACAAAGAUGUGAAAAUCAAGAAGAAAGGGAAUAUCUACAGCCUCAACGAGGGCUACGCCACCUACUUCGACACGGCCGUCACGGAGUACCUCCAGAAGAAGAAGUUCCCCUCGGACGGAAGCGCUCCCUACGGGGCCCGCUACGUGGGCUCCAUGGUGGCCGACGUCCAUCGCACUCUGGUCUACGGCGGCAUCUUCCUCUACCCGGCCAAUGCCAAGAGCCCCAAGGGCAAGCUGCGGCUCCUGUACGAAUGCAACCCCAUGGCCUAUGUCAUGGAGAAGGCCGGCGGGCUGGCCACCACGGGCGACCAGGAUGUGCUGGACGUCGUCCCCACCGACAUCCAUCAGAGAGCCCCCAUCGCCAUGGGCUCCCCGGAAGACGUGCGGGAGUACCUGGACAUCUUCCGGAAGCACCGGGGCAACCGACCGGACGCCCCUGUCCCCAUCGAGGGCUGAGAUUUCACGGGAAACAAUAAA
Messenger RNA from Tachyglossus aculeatus (Australian echidna), 1076 nucleotides. Its product is annotated as fructose-1,6-bisphosphatase 1-like. Gene Ontology annotation, biological process: fructose 1,6-bisphosphate metabolic process; fructose metabolic process; gluconeogenesis. Gene Ontology annotation, molecular function: fructose 1,6-bisphosphate 1-phosphatase activity. Lineage: Eukaryota; Metazoa; Chordata; Mammalia; Monotremata; Tachyglossidae. Gene Ontology annotation, cellular component: cytosol; cytoplasm. The record is from RefSeq and is a predicted model, not a curated record. The transcript has 8 exons.